Dioscorea cayenensis subsp. rotundata (Guinea yam) is the source of this 2460-nucleotide messenger RNA. RefSeq names its product G-type lectin S-receptor-like serine/threonine-protein kinase At2g19130. NCBI's taxonomy places the organism in Eukaryota, Viridiplantae, Streptophyta, Magnoliopsida, Dioscoreales, Dioscoreaceae. Bases 34 to 2331 code for a protein of 765 amino acids. Gene Ontology annotation, molecular function: ATP binding; protein serine/threonine kinase activity. Gene Ontology annotation, biological process: protein phosphorylation; recognition of pollen. The transcript has a single exon. The record is from RefSeq and is a predicted model, not a curated record.
UCUAGUGCUCACAUCUCACAAGCAACUGACACCAUGAUCACCAUUUCCCCAGGCCAGGGCCUCUCUGGGAACCAGACACUGGUUUCAAAGGGAGGCAACUUUGAGCUUGGUUUCUUCUCCCCUGGCAACUCACACAAGUACUACAUUGGCAUCUGGUAUAAAAAAAUCCCACAAAAAGAUGUCAUUUGGGUUGGCAAUAGAAUAAACCCCAUCUCAAACCCUUCCACUUCACUUCUAAAACUUUCCAAUAAUGGUAACUUAGUCCUCUUCAACCAAUCAGGAUCCCCAGUUUGGUCUUCCAAUUCCACUGUAUCCACCUCAAACUCCACCUUUGCAGAGCUCCUAGACAAUGGUAAUCUUGUCAUAAGGAACAACUCCAAUUUCUCCACACCAAUCUGGCAAACUUUUGAGCAUCCGAGCCACACAUGGAUGCCUGGAGCCCCACUUGGAGUGAACAAACUGACUGGAGAGUUCCAGGCUCUCACUUCAUGGAAGAGCUCAGAGGAUCCAUCUCCGGGCCUGUUUAGUUUAAGCCUUGCUCUAAAUAGGUCCAGCCAGCUUGUUGAGUUAUAUAAUAGCUCCCUGAUUUAUGCUUCCACUGGGGUAUGGAAUGGUCAGUUCUUCAACUCACUUGAAAAAGUGUUCAUGGAGAAGAAUAUAUUUAACUUCUCCUUUGUGGACAAUGAAGAGCAAAAGUAUGCAACCUAUAUUGUAGAUGAUCCUUCAAUGAUCAUUUACAUCCUCAUGGAUCCAUCAGGGCAAGUGAAGCAGUUCUCAUGGCUCAGUGACAAAAAGGAAUGGCUUCUAAACUGCAACCAGCCACCAGCUCUGUGUGAUGUUUACUCUGCUUGCGGAGCUUUUGGCGUAUGCCACCAGAGAACUUCUUUAUACUGUAGCUGUUUUGUUGGUUACCAACCUGUUUCUAACAAGGAGUGGGAUUUGGGAGCUUGGUCUUCAGGAUGUUCCAGGAAAACUAGUUUCCAGUGUAAUGAUAAGAACAACAUAAGUACUGGAGACGGUUUUCUUGAGAUGAGCAUGGUGAGGUUGCCUUCCAAUCCACAGAAUCUGGCAGCAGCUCAAAGUGCUGAGGAAUGUGAGCAGGCGUGUCGGAAGCAGUGUUCCUGCACCGCUUAUGCAUUUGAUGGGCAAUGCUCCAUUUGGAAUGGAGACCUUCAUAACGUUAAACAACUCCAUGAUGGCUUGGCAGGGACACUCUACCUCCGCCUUGCUGCUUCUGAUAUCCCAUCACCAUUUCCAACCAAUUCACAAGCCGAGUUGGAACCCGAAUUCAUUUUUACUGGCGUUGCUGGACUGAUUGUGCUAGUAUCUUUUUUAGUGUUUGUGGGGCUGAUAUGGGUUCAUAGAAAAAGGCCUAGUGCUCGUAUUGCCAUGCAGUUAGCUGAGGGCUCCCUCAUCCCAUUCACAUACUCUGAUCUCCAACGAAUGACCAAAAACUUCUCAGAUAUACUGGGCAGAGGAGGGUUUGGCUCUGUUUUCAAAGGCGCACUUCCUGAUUCUACCACCAUAGCAGUGAAGAAACUUGAGGGUUGGAGACAAGGAGAGAAGCAAUUCAGGACGGAGGUCAUCACACUGGGUUCACUCCAGCAUGUUAACCUGGUUCGCCUCAGGGGCUUCUGCUGUGAAGCCAACAAGAGACUUCUUGCCUAUGACUACAUGGCUGGAGGUUCACUGGACACACAUCUCUUCAGAAGUUCAAAAGUUUUGGACUGGGAAACCAGGUUCGAGAUCAUACUCGGUGUGGCAAGAGCAUUAGCUUAUCUUCAUGAGAACUGCAGGGAGUGCAUAAUACAUUGUGACAUCAAACCUGAAAACAUUCUUCUGGACAAUGAGCUCAAACCCAAAGUAGCUGACUUCGGUAUGGCCAAGCUCAUUGGCAGAGACUUUAGCAGAGUCUUAACAACAACAAGGGGUACCUUAGGGUACUUAGCACCUGAAUGGCUUUUAGGCCUUCCAAUUUCGUCCAAGGUGGACGUUUACAGUUUUGGCAUGAUGCUCUUUGAACUGAUUUCUGGCGGAAGGAACUCAAAUCAAUCUGAGAUUAAUGAGAACAUUGAUUAUUUCCCUUUUAGAGUAGCUUGUCAACUUAUUGAAGGUGAUGAUAAUCAUAUAGGUGAUUUGUUAGACAAGAGGUUGCAGGGUGAGGCGAACUUGGUGCAGGUCAAGAGGAUUUGUACCGUUGCAUGCUGGUGCAUUCAGGACUGGGAAGUUGACAGGCCAUCAAUGGGGCAUGUGCUGCGAAUCUUAGAGGGAGCUGUUGAUGCUACAACGCCUCCUGUUCCUCGUCUUCUUCUGCAUUUGGCUGAAAGCUAGUGUUCCUUUUUCUUCUAGCUGGACAGCUAAAAUGGUAUAGGAUAUGCAGAGGAAAAGAGCUCCAGUUUGAAGGUUGCCACUGAACAGAAGGCAAGAGAUGUCAAAAUGGCUUAAAUGAAUUGCAGAAUU